GAAUGUCCAGCGAUGAGAAGCCCACAUCACGUUGGCGCCGAUUAAUUUCUUUUUCAGCACGACUCUGUCACAGAAGACUGUCUCUCCUCUUCCGCCUCCUUCAUUUUGGAGCGGUCAUUUAUUCUUGUUCUGUGGUGCAGGUCUGUGGAGCACACGACGACUGCAUUAGCGGUGAUGCCACUUAAUGCGUGUUAAGGCUGAAGUCGCUGUAUGCCAUGUACUACCACCCACUCAAGCGGCAUCGCGAAGUCUGAACCAUUCGACUCUGGGGAUCUAAAAGCGAAGUGCCAACGCAUUGCUUCCAACCCUGCGCCUGGAAUCGUGUAUCAAUACAUACACGCAACAAUACCUGUACAAUACGGAGUACAAAGGGUCGAAAAUCUAAGCCCCGAAGGAAGGGAGGGAAAGGCUAAGAAGUCAACGAAAAAAAGAAAGCAGCAGGGAAGGGUUAAAAAAAAAAAAAAAAAAAAAAAAGCCGAAAAGGGGCGUGAGUUGGGCAUCAGAGCGGGUCUCUUGAUCUUGUUUUGCUGCUUCAUUCAGUUCAAAAGGACCGCGGCCUUGGUGUGCGUCCCUAAAAGGCCCAAGUAAGGCACGAAGGCAGCCUAGUAUAUAGGGAGCUAUAUGAUGGCUGUUGUCGUCCCAAGGCACAAUAUUCAUAUAUGUUGUGCGACGCAUUGAUAUCUCUUGCACA
This is a messenger RNA of Trichoderma harzianum CBS 226.95, 691 nucleotides long. RefSeq lists its product as hypothetical. The record is from RefSeq and is a predicted model, not a curated record. Lineage: Eukaryota; Fungi; Ascomycota; Sordariomycetes; Hypocreales; Hypocreaceae. The transcript is spliced from 4 exons. Bases 211 to 588 code for a protein of 125 amino acids.